AGAAAACCAGCAGCGUUCAUCCUGAAGGUAUUAAAAUUGUAAACAUUAGCAACCCGGGGGACUUCUGCGUCGCUGGGAUGGAAAAUUAAGGUUGACCUGAAGGUGUUGGAACAAACAUUGAUCUUCAGUGCAUGGACGCAAAGCCAAUGCGCAGGGCCACCAGCGCACGCCAAGACGCCACUGGAAUGGACAUCACCAGCCGCUGCACUCUGGGGGACCCCAACAAGCUUCCUGAAGGGGUCCCCCAGCCUGCACGCAUGCCCUACGUCUCGGACAAACACCCCCGGCAGACCCUGGAGGUGAUCAACCUGCUGAGAAAACACCGUGAGCUCUGUGACGUGGUGCUGGUGGUCGGCGCCAAGAAGAUUUACGCCCAUCGCGUGAUCCUCUCUGCGUGCAGCCCGUACUUCAGAGCGAUGUUCACCGGAGAGCUGGCAGAGAGCCGGCAGACUGAAGUGGUUAUCCGUGACAUCGAUGAGAGAGCCAUGGAGCUGCUCAUCGACUUUGCCUACACCUCACAGGUGACUGUAGAGGAGGGAAACGUCCAGACUCUGCUCCCUGCCGCCUGCCUCCUGCAGCUGGCUGAGAUCCAGGAGGCCUGCUGCGAGUUCCUCAAGAGACAGCUGGAUCCAUCCAACUGUCUGGGCAUCAGGGCCUUCGCAGACACGCACUCCUGCCGUGAGCUGCUCCGCAUUGCAGACAAGUUCACCCAGCACAAUUUUCAAGAGGUCAUGGAAAGUGAAGAGUUUAUGCUGCUGCCUGCCAACCAGUUGAUUGACAUCAUUUCCAGCGACGAGCUCAACGUGCGGAGCGAGGAGCAGGUUUUCAACGCCGUGAUGGCAUGGGUCAAAUACAGCAUCCAGGAACGGCGACCGCAGCUGCCCCAGGUCCUGCAGCAUGUCCGCCUGCCGCUACUCAGCCCGAAGUUCCUGGUGGGCACCGUCGGGUCGGAUCCGCUCAUUAAGAGUGACGAGGAGUGCAGAGACCUGGUGGAUGAAGCAAAGAAUUACCUGCUGCUGCCACAGGAGAGGCCGUUGAUGCAGGGACCCAGAACUCGGCCAAGGAAACCCAUCCGCUGUGGAGAAGUUCUGUUCGCCGUUGGUGGUUGGUGCAGCGGGGACGCCAUUUCAAGCGUGGAGCGUUACGAUCCUCAAACCAACGAGUGGCGGAUGGUUGCCUCGAUGAGUAAGCGGCGGUGUGGAGUCGGCGUCAGUGUUCUGGAUGACCUGCUGUACGCUGUGGGAGGUCACGACGGCUCGUCCUACCUCAACUCUGUGGAGAGAUACGAUCCUAAGACCAAUCAGUGGAGCAGCGAUGUGGCCCCCACAAGCACGUGUCGCACCAGCGUGGGAGUGGCUGUCCUCGGAGGUUAUCUGUACGCUGUCGGCGGACAAGACGGGGUUUCCUGUCUCAAUAUUGUAGAAAGAUAUGACCCUAAGGAGAACAAAUGGACCCGUGUGGCCUCCAUGAGCACCAGGAGACUGGGCGUGGCUGUGGCUGUGCUGGGGGGUUUCCUGUACGCCGUAGGAGGGUCUGAUGGGACGUCACCAUUAAACACAGUGGAACGCUACAACCCUCAAGAGAACCGCUGGCACACGGUGUCUCCCAUGGGAACCAGGAGGAAGCACCUCGGCUGUGCAGUCUACCAGGACAUGAUUUACUCUGUGGGAGGGAGAGACGACACCACAGAGCUCAGCAGCGCAGAGCGAUACAACCCCAGGACCAACCAGUGGUCUCCUGUCGUGGCCAUGACGUCCAGACGGAGUGGGGUGGGCCUGGCUGUGGUGAAUGGUCAGCUGAUGGCAGUGGGAGGAUUUGAUGGAACAACGUAUCUCAAAACUAUAGAAGUGUACGACCCUGACGCCAACACAUGGAGGUUGUACGGAGGAAUGAACUAUCGCCGACUAGGUGGAGGAGUGGGCGUUAUUAAAAUGACUCACUGUGAAUCCCACAUAUGGUAACACUAACUCCCCACCACACACACACACACACACACACACACACACACACACACACACACACACACACACAGGUCAUACUUCUCGUCACACUGCGAUGGAUGCCUCACCAACUCUUGUGCCUCCAAAAAAGAGACACUGGGAUUCAUUCUGGGGAUGAGAGAGCAUGUUGGUGGGGGGGGAUGAGACAUUAAGUGGAACAAACGUUGAACUCUAGUUCAUCCCCAACUCCCCCCCAUCAGGUCAUUAACUUUCACCCUGGUCGUCUACAAUGAUCGACCACAGUCGCCGUGAAGUCCACUGAGAGCAGGCUUCCAUCGAGUUCCAAUUGGACCGGACUCUCCUCCUUCUGUUACAUCUCCCAGGUUCAUCUGUCAAGCCCUUUGCUCUGGAACAUUUGAUUUGACGCGUGUGAUUGCUGCGCUGCUGAAGGAGGAUCCUCUCGUGUUUGAGGUUCAAAGGCGUCAGAUAAUUAGAAGAAGGUGAUUCUCACUCUUUCAAGCAGUUCUAUCACCUUCACUCUUACUUAAAAUGGUUAGUGAUCUCCCACCUUCAAUGAGUUAAAAAACAGGCUGCAGAGUCAAGUCAUGUCUACAUCUACAUCACAUCCUGUGAGACUGUCGGAGGUAAACCCAGGCUCCCAUUUCUUUAGGCUUCUGAACACAUCCGAGCGGCUGCAGUUUUGUCUUUGGGCCUCAUGUUGUAGCAUUAACCAGUAGAGCUGUGUGUCUCUUUGGUCACAAUAGAGCCAAAUAUACAGUAAUUUAUUUCACAAGUAAAGGGAGGUCCCAACUAGGACCUGUAGAAGGAAAUAAUUUUAUUUGAGCACGCUGCUGCUGCUCAGCUUUUCAGAAGGCGCCACCUGUUGGUUAGAUUUGAGUUAUGAUGCAGAGAAGUCGACCCCUCAGUGUUAAAUUAAAUGUCCUCCAGUGCUGCUUCCUGACAUGUUCAUUGUUAGUAGACACCUUUUUUGGGUUUGCACAUCAUGGGAAUUGUUGACAAUAAGAAACAUCUAGAAUACCAUCUUACCCUUUGCAGGAUUUGAAGAACUUUAAAGAACAACAUAGUGUGUUUGUAGUCGAAGUCAAACAGUCACAUGAGUAAGAAUAAGCACUGAACACUGGAGCCAGGGAUCGACUGAGGACACAAACAAACUCAGCCUCAUCUUUUCAGAACAAAGUGCAUUCGUUUAAGUAGAGCUAGCCGGCUAAGUCCAGAGGCUAGCUGGCCAAAUGCUUUAGCCCUCAAUGCAACUGAUGCAUUCAGUGUCACGUAGGAAAUGUGAUUAACCUUUGUAAAUAUUUUCUAGCAGAACUGAAGCGAUGUUUCAUAUUGAAGAAGCGGAUCACCUUCAGUUUGGAAAUGUUCAUAGUAAGGACGUCCUUCUAGCCAGUUGGUGUUUGGAUAUCCAACGCUGUGUGGAGCGCUAUAACACCUGAAGAUUAUUAUUUUUUUUUUUAAUAAAGUUUAACAACAUCCGUGUUCAAAUAAACAUAACUGGAUUUCUGUUACAUGCUCCACACUUCCUCUUUCAAAGUCCUUCACAAAGUAAAUCACAUGCCACAGUAUUUAGAAACUACAAAUAAAUAUCCCUCAGUUUAGAAACUACAAAUAAAUAUCCCACAGUUUAGAAACUACAAAUAAAAAUCCCUCAGUGGUCCAAAUGAAUCCAAACUCAUAACUGUGUACGUUAACAAAAAACGCCUCGUACUAGUCAGUGAUUGGUGUGUAUCAUUCUUGUUCUCACACUCUGGAGCUUUUCAGACACAGGUCCUCUUCUGUCUACUGAGUCAUCAUCAUAUGCAGCACAGUGUAACGGCACCCCCUGCUGGAGGACAGGCAGAGUGCAGCACUGAUACGGCCAAUAAAAAGAGCCUCUCUCAGCAGAUUUCAAAGAGGAGUGGAAACAGUCUGAGUAGAGGAUGAAAUGAAUGAAUCUUCUCAGAAUUGAUUGCACUGUGAUUGGAAAGGUAUUUACGAUUUUAGUUUUUUUUUUCCCUUCAUAAUUCUUUUUGUUUUGGGUUUUUGAACUUUCCAGGUAAACGAAAGCAUGUAAAUCUUCAGAGGUCAAUGUGGACGUUUUGACAUUUAACUGAGAAUGAGGAAGUCAUUUCAUGGACGCAUCACAACAAUGACUUGACCUGCUUUGUGUCACACACACAGUUCAUCACGGUUGUGCACUUUAUAUAUUGUGUGUGGAGUGAAUGCAAAGACGGGGACAGCAAGGUGAUAACAAGGCUGCGUUAUUUAAACACAGCUGAGCGGGCAUGAUGGUCCUAACUGGGAUAUCGGUUCUGUCUGAUUGUGCAGUUAUGCAAAAUGUGUUGAAAAUGAAGAACAUGUCUUGGAACGUUUCAUUUCAUGCAAAUUUCUUUACAGAAAUUUCCUCAAACAAAUGUUUUGCUUAACACAAACCGAUGCAGUGCGGCCAACUGUGUUUGCUAUACUUCUAGAAAACUCUGCCAAGGAUAUGUCGCUAUGUUUCCACUGCCACAGAAACCCCACUCAGUUCAGGAGUCCGUACGUGUUAUUGCUCUGGUUUCAGACGAUCCCUGAUACUGUGAAAUGUUUUCUCCUUUUUUUUCCAUGAAUCAUAUGAUCCAAUGUGUUUUUUGUUUUUUUUUAUCUUAAAAAGUUGGGCACUUUAGACUUGCAGCUAAAAGCUCAAAAAUAAAAAAUAUAAAUUUGGAAAUAUAUGGUUUGCAUUGGACGGUGAAAGAAACAUUCACAUGAAGACGUUUGAGGGAGAAAAACACAAAGGUGUUUGAAUGAAACUCAAAUCGUCUCAAUCUGGGGUUUAGAAGUAUAACACACAAACAGCUCUGACUUUAUGAGAAUUGAUUUGUAACUGUGACACUAACUUUAGGUUCUUGCACUGGAUCAGUAAUACUGUAUUUGGCUCCCCAAACUGAGUGGUGUUUCUUUUUUUAAUGACGUACAGUAAGCUACUUCUGAUGCAUUGUGAUGAACAGAAAAGUCAGUUUGUUGCCGUCUCUUCAAACUUCUUGUUUGGAGCGGCCUCUGUGCAGUCUGUCCAACACGGCUGUGAUCUCUCUGCUGUUUGUUUUCAUGUUUCAAACCGCAUCUCUCAGCAGCCGCUACAGAUCACCAUGUUCACCAUGACAACCAUUAAAGUUUUUCCCUGCAAAAGAAACCCCAAA
Labrus bergylta (ballan wrasse) is the source of this 5119-nucleotide messenger RNA. It is a transcript of the gene klhl20, whose product is annotated as kelch-like family member 20. Gene Ontology annotation, molecular function: protein binding. The record is from RefSeq and is a predicted model, not a curated record. Lineage: Eukaryota; Metazoa; Chordata; Actinopteri; Labriformes; Labridae.